CGGCGGCGCGGGGCCGGCGGCCGGGACUCUGGCGCGCGGGGCGCGGCGGUAGCAGAGCCGCCGGGAGCCGCCACCGCGCCGGGAGCCGCCGCCACCGCCCGCGCCCGGGAACCGCCAGCGGCACCGGGGCUGGCUUCUCGUCGGUCGCGCCGCUCCUGCCGGCCCGCCGGGGCCCCGCACCGCUCGCCCGCCGCAGCCACCGCCGCCGCGCCCCGCCGCCCCCCGGCCGGCGGCUCCGGGCAGCGCGCCGCCCCCCGGGCCGCGGGGCUCUGCGUGGCCGCGCGGAUGCCGCCGCAGCAGGAGGGCGAGGCGGGAUACAUCAGCAAGCCGGUGCCGCCGGGCGGCUGCGAGGUGCCGCCGGUGCCCCCGCGCAGGGUGCGCAGCGGGCGGGCGGCGGCGGCGCUGGGAGCGGCGCUGGGCGGCCGCUGCCGGGCGGCGGGGUCCGGGGCCGUGGCCGGAGCCGGGGCCGGAGCGGGGUCCGAGCCGCGGCGCAGCAUCAAGUGCGUUCUGGUGGGAGACGGCGCGGUGGGCAAGACCAGCCUGGUGGUGAGCUACACCACCAACGGGUACCCCACCGAGUACAUCCCCACCGCCUUCGACAACUUCUCCGCUGUUGUGUCUGUGGAUGGCAAGCCGGUGAGACUUCAGCUCUGUGACACAGCUGGUCAGGAUGAAUUCGACAAGCUCAGGCCUCUGUGCUACACCAACACGGACAUCUUCUUGCUGUGCUUCAGCGUGGUGAGCCCUUCGUCCUUCCAGAACGUGAGUGAGAAGUGGGUUCCUGAAAUUCGCUGCCACUGCCCCAAAGCACCCAUUAUCCUGGUUGGGACGCAGUCAGACCUCCGGGAGGAUGUCAAAGUCCUCAUCGAGCUGGACAAGUGCAAAGAAAAGCCAGUCUCGGAGGAGGCUGCAAAGCUCUGUGCUGAGGAAAUAAAAGCCGCGUCCUACAUCGAGUGCUCCGCUUUGACUCAGAAAAACCUCAAGGAGGUCUUUGAUGCAGCCAUCGUGGCCGGUAUUCAGUACUCGGAUACCCAGCAGCAACCAAAGAAAUCCAAAUGUAGGACUCCAGACAAGAUGAAAAACCUCUCCAAAUCCUGGUGGAAAAAAUACUGCUGUUUUGUAUAGGGGCUGCAAGGACCUGAGUGCUGCUCUGAGAAAAUCAAUAGAGGCUAUAUUAGCUGAAAUCUCAAUUCGUGUCGUCUUGAGUGUAUAGUGUAGAUCUGUAUGUAUGUGUAUAUGUUGCUACUGGAUAACUCGGUUGCCCUUUCAAGGGUUGCAGAAGGAUUCUUAGUUUAAUAAUUGCUAUAUAUCAGGUCUGGCCCCCGGUUUUGUGACCAGAACUUCUCAUUAAGGAAAGAAAAAGCACCAUGUAUCUGUGACCUAAGAAGGAUUUGUCCAAAGGAUUCAACUUCUUCUGUUGUAAGGUGUAUGUGAUGGGGAGGAGCACAACAGAGGCCUUCACUGCCAGGGCUUUGCAGGAGGAACGCACAAGCAACGGUGGAAAUGUAGAGCUCUGUACAUGGACGAUCAAAGGGAAAAAUAACACUGUGCCUCCUAACUGACAUUUGUAGCUUUAAAACCCCACUCCUGCUCUCUUUGUGUCUUCCCAAGCCAAUGCUCUUAGGGAUCGUUUUUAAAAGGGUAUGCAAGAGGUGUAAUCUAUACGCAAAUGCCACGGUUUAAAAAGGUCAUGAAUAUACCUUCAGCUUGUGGUGAGGGAACCUAAUCCCUUAUGGAGCUGACAUCUCAUUUGUCACCUCCUGACUUUCAGAAAGUCCCUUCUGUCCUCCUUCCCCUGCCUUUCCCAGGAAGCCGAGUGGAAGCCCAAGAACAUGACCAAGCUUUAACUCGCUACCUCGAGCAGUGGCGAUUUCCUCUGUGUUUUUGCAGACAUGACGACGGUUCAUCUAUUUCAGCUCAAAGGAAUGUAAAUACUGUUGUGUUGGGUUUGUUAUUUUCUUUCUAAGCAAUGUAACAAAUACCUGUGCAGCACCAUAUAAACCACAUCUGGUUUUAAGUCUACAGCCAAGAAUUUCAGGAUGCCCCACUUUACCUUUUAAGGCUGCUAAACAAGUAAUAAAUCAGGCAGAUUUAGAUUUAUAACAAACUGGAUUCUAGAAACUGAGGCUGCUGCAUCCUCUUCAUGAUGCUGUUUCUAACCAAGUUAAAUGUUUCCCUUCUAAAGGCAGCAGUCAUCUGUGGUUGAAUCUUGUCCAAGCUUAUAGUUGUGAAAUUGUUUGAGGCCAUCCCCAAAAUGUAACUGAUAAUUUAUUUUUUUUACAGAUCAGUCCAACAGAUUAACUUAAAUGUGCCUAAAUGUAGAUGAGGGAUCAACACAGCUGAGUGUGACCUGUUCUCUGAAUCUGGUUCCUACUGAACUCUAAGCCUAAUUGCAGUUCUAGUGAGUUUGAGAGACCCGAAUGAUAAUGUGACUCUCCGCAAGGAUCAGUAUUUAAACCUGUUCUGCAGAGAACAUUCAGUUUGUGUUGUCUGUCUGCCAUUUUAUGGCCACAAUUAGGUUUUUUCCCUCCCCUAGAUAGUUCAAAAUCAAAUUAUAUUUCUUUUUUUUUUUGCUCUUUGGCCCUAGCCUUGAAGUGACCUUUUCCUUAUUCUUGAACUAAACUGUAAUGACAGAAGGCCAGAACCCUUUUGCAUCAGAAACGAAUCAGUGUAUGAAAUAAAGAACUGUGGAGGCUAUUUGAGUUGAUAAAGCUGACCACAGUUUACCUCCUGGCCCAUUAAGGAAAAUGACACUAUGUAAAUGGAUUCUGGGUUAUUGGCAUAGGCUCCACAGACAGUGUUUUUUCCUUCUCUACAGAAGAAUGAGUGCAGAAUGGGUAAUGUUCCAUCACUGAAAACUUGAAAAUGGGAUGGAAAUCUUUACCUAGGGCCUAAUUCAAUAAAAAUAUGUUGGCUUCUGCACUGGAAGAGCCUGGAAAACAGUUUCCAUAGCAGAAAGCUAUCCACAGAAGCUGGAUGCAUUUGACUUGGUUGGUAAUGGUUUAAUGUUUACUGGUCCUGAAGUUAACAUCUGAGCCUUUAUAUUUCUUACUCAAAUUCUUUGACAGGAUUUUAGAUAUGCAGUCAUGCUGACAUCUGGGAGAAAAACAAAGCUAGAUUUCUCCUGGGUGCUUUGCUUCUCUGUAAAAAACAGUCUCGGUCGCUCAAAAAUGUGGUUUUGAGGAGGAGACAGGCUUGAAUCUGAGCAGCUUCCGUUUACAAAAAUAACAAAAUUUCCUCUGCAAGAUCAUACUGCUUGGUAUCAUGCUGAACUGGAAGCAGUAGGUUAUACUUUAUAAGCAGCCUGUUUCAUAGUCUGGAGUAGCAUUACUUUUGAAUGUAGCCAGCUGUGACUGUUUCUGAAGAUGUGAUUUAUAUACAACUUGUUAUAGCCCUUUACUAGGUGUGUGUAAACUGAGGUCUGAUAACUAUUGAUACUGCUCUACAUGGGGCUACACAGGGUCUAGGUUUUAGAAAUCUUACUUUUAAAAUUACCAGUAUUUUAUGAGCAUAAAUGAGGGGGAGAUGUCUCUAUGUAGUCUAUAAUCUGAUGUGCCUUAUAAAAAACUCUUUUCUGUUUUCUAAAUGUAGGCUAUAUUCCAAAAGAAAUAUUUCAUGUGAGAAUGAUAUAAAUGAGGUAUUUGGAAAUAAAUUUUGAUCUGUGUA
Molecule: messenger RNA, 3666 nt
Organism: Poecile atricapillus (Black-capped chickadee)
Lineage: Eukaryota; Metazoa; Chordata; Aves; Passeriformes; Paridae
Gene: RHOU
Product: ras homolog family member U
Exons: 3
Coding region: 286-1125 (279 amino acids)
Biological process (GO): small GTPase-mediated signal transduction
Molecular function (GO): GTPase activity; GTP binding
Source: RefSeq, a predicted model, not a curated record